GGGGAUUGUUGAAGGACGUUUUGAGCAUCAUAUCACAAAUUUUCUGCCUUUGUCAUUACGUAUUUGAAAAAGCUUCCGAAACUAACAGUUGAUGGAGAUACGUAUUCUCCAUAACAAAAAUUGCGCGCCACAAAAGCAGUCAUAGCCGGCUUCGAAACCAGAUGAAUGAAUGAAAACGUGUAUAUGGCGUUGUGUACGUGAUGUGAAAGUUCAGCUUUAAAACUACUAUAUAUUCCGGCAACAUGGAUAAAUCGGAUCUCACAGAACAAGAAAAGGUUAAAGAGCUCUUAAAGGAGAUACAACUUGACCAAUUCUAUCGACAGAUUCAUGGCAAAUUACACAUCACUCGAUUAUCACAUUUUGAUCACGUUACAGAGGAAGAUCUUGAUGAUCUAGGAAUGGCUAAACCAGAGCAGCGAAGGCUCUUCGAAGCGCUCAAGAAAUCAAAGAAAAAGUCUCUUUUCAGUAGUUUUAGACGAAAGGUAAGGUUAUUGAUUUAGAUUUUAAGGUUUACGGCUCGCUGAGUCAUUUCGUGUGGGUGGCAAUAUUUUGACUACGCUUUCUACCGCACUCUGUCCUUGUUAAAUUCCCACUGGGAUACUUCUUUAAGUAACGUUUAGUCGUUUUUCCCUUUAUAAGUGAUACGACUUUUGACGGCUUUUAAAUUUUCCGUCGUAUAUCACUUCACAUCGUUUGUAAGAAAAACAUAGGUAAAGUACAAGCGAAAUUAUUUUAGACAAUUCAAGUUCGCGAUGAUCGACGUGCCGACGGUUUUAAAGCUCUCACCGUUUAUUUGAGAUGUUUAGUAAAUCUAAGAGCAUUUUAAGUCUAAUAUCAAGUUGAAAGUUAUAUGGCCAAUGAAGCCACACAUGGCCAAUGAAGCAACUAAAAAUGUUUUCACGCAGUUAUGGACAUACAAUCAGCCCAUCCUAGUCUGACCUCCAACUAAGAAAGUUCACGUGGCGACGGCAAAUUUACGAAAAGCGUGGCGUACAAAAGCGGAAGUUCUGAUUUGUAUUAAACGAAUUAUUAUUUUUGUUCAGUCUACGUAAGGUCAUUGUUUGUGUGUGACCCGAUCGAAUGAUUAAACCAGUUUUUAGUCAAACCUUCAGUAAAGAUUUUUAUUUCUUAAGGCGUGUUACAUAUUUUCGUGUGAUGAAACUGUAAACAAACCAUUCAUUGCACGUUUUGAAAUUAGCAUAAUAAACUGAACUCCCGCGAAAGCGGAAUUCCUGACAAAUUUCGCUUUGUUGUUGCUGCGUGUUUUACGUUUUAUAAUACCCAUGAGAUCCAUUUUUUUGCUUUAGCUAGUAAAAGAGCCCAUGUUAUGGGGACGCAUCGACGAGUAAAAUAAAAGUUAACAAAGCGACGUGCACGUCUAAGGACAUAAUUUGAGAGUUUUUACUUAUUACUCUCUGUAACGUUAAAUGCAUGCUUAAAUCGCGAAAUGCACUAUUUUUAAAGUCAAAGAAACUGCUUCGCUACUUUGUAAUUUUCCUUUGGUGAUUUUAGUUAUUUUAUUUGGUGGCACAAAAUGUAUAAAGUCUGGCUCAUGAUUUCUGCCAUUUCCGCGAAGAGUUUUCAAAGCUUUACAUAGAGCUCACUUAUGUGUACUCACCUAUUGAAUUGGCACUUUGUUGGCGAAAAAGCGUUGCAAUGUGCUUGGAGUGAAUAAAUCUUUUAUCUUUAGCUGCGUACAUGCUAUGGAUAAUGGCACAAUACCCAUGCACAAAGUCAAGUAAUGCUUUGAUGUAACCAAACUGUGACUUUAUUAUCUUUUUUGCUAUCCACCAUACAGUGUAAACAAUAAUAAACAAUAACAAUAAUCCAUAGAAUCUAUUGGAAUCCUUCUUUCUCAAACUGUCCAUCUUUUAACCUUAAUCCCUUCCCACUUCAUUAAAGAAUGCCAAAGCAUUCUCCUUUUCUGUCUAAAAACUGCAAAAUAAAUUCAUUUUUCUACUGAAGGGCUGUCUACAUUUCGUAUUCUUGGUUGCUAUCCUUAAAAAAUUAGAAUUUCUAAGUUGUUGCUACUACAAUUAUUUGGGCACGUCUCACCACUUGAUUGAUGAGUGGUAUAAGUUCUGUAGCACUAGAGGACCUGCCAACCCUCAUGAUUUCUCUGUCAGUGAGACUUUUUUAUCAGUCUUGUUUCACAGUCUCGUUGUGACUCCAAAGGAACAUUCUUUUUUAAUAAUUAAUACAUCAACUUUUGUGAAGAAAUACUGAAGUUUUUACUGGCCAUAGGCACCUUAUGGCCUUGCCAAAACUCCAGAAUUUAUCCAGCAAAGUUGUUGGUACUGUAUCACUUUUUAUGAUGGGUCCAGACCCAGUUUUUCUGUAGCAUAGAUGCACCUUAAAUCUUGGGUAUUGGGUACCCACUCUGUGUCCUCCGUCCAGUUUUCAUUGAAGUUAAACAAAAUAAAAAAGAAAGGAAAAGAAUCCAAAACACAAUGGAUUAAAAUGAUGAAAUUAAAGAAACAUUUUCCAUGUUCCCAGGCCUUCAUAUGAUUGUGCCUUUGAUUGUGAUCUCAGCCUUUUUGAAAUUAUUUGUUGUCUGGCUGGCAGGCUAAAGAAAGUUCUGUCUCUGUUUAGCUAUACCCAAGCAGGAAAGAUUGCGGGCUUGGUUUGUGCAAAAACACAUGUUCAGUUUUGCCUCCAAUAACUGACCAAGCUUGUUUGGGCAAGGUGGCUGGAUAUUGGUCUCAUUCUUUUUUUGGCAUCUUAAUGGGCCUUUACAUGCACAUAAAAAUGCUCAAAAAGAACUAGACCAAUAUCCCAAGCCAUCUUACAUGGAAUCUUUCACUUGGUCAUUGCAUUUGUAUGGUGGGUUAUACAUUGUACUACGGUGUAUAUCUACUUUUUUACUAGUUAUAGCUAUUGCUAAGUGCCAAUGAGCAAAGAUUCAGUUACCUAUAUAGCUGUUUAAUUUGUUUAGGAAAGUCAUGGAUUUAUACUGUGACAAUAAAAAAUUCCAGCAGGCAAAAUUAAUGCGACAGCUAUAUGCGUGUGUUGCAAAUGAAUCCACCCAAUGAUUGGUUGAGGCCAGGAUGAGCACGGGACUCACAAACAUGUACAUGGCUUGUGUAUUCGUUGUUCUGUGUCAUGUGUUCACUCAAAAACAAUGCAUUCUCUGUUCUGCAUUAUGUCAUAAAAGUUACCUUACACUACCUUAUGUUACAUCGCUUCAAGAUCCAUUCUUCCUUGGAACUUUCAUGCACAGCCUAAUUAGGAUUCCCGUUGGCAAUUAUAUUCUUUAAUGUCUGUAUUCUGCAGAAAAAAAUAAAUGGACUCUGGAAAUUAAUAACUGUUUUAGCAUUUAUUACAUUGAAAUAUCUAGAAAUCUGUUUGAAAUAAAAUAUUCUGAUAUUUGUAAUAUUUAAUUGGUCCAAAAAUCAUGGUAAAAAUUAAGAUUUGUAACAUAACUUUUGUGUAUCCUUAUUCUAGAAUAUUUUACAAUCAUUUGAACUUACUCUUCAUUUAUGGAAGAAAAAAAUAAGGUGAUAAUUAAUAAAUAAACCUACAACAUUUUUUUUCUAUAGCGAUGUGUUUUGUAUUUUGUAGAAAACAAAGAAAACAGAAUCCCGUAGUGACUCCACAGCAGAGCGGAUGAGUUGUUAUGGUGUGUCUGGUGAUGCCUUAACUUGUCUCAUCAGUGAGCAGUCUCUCACACUUUUUGAGAUGCUUGGAAAUGGGGCUUUUGGUUAUGUAAGACGAGGGAAAUGGGUGAAAAGCUCUCUGAAAAAGGUACUUUAUUUUUCUUGAAAAUUAAUUAAAACUCUCUUUCGGUGUUUGUCUGUUGCAUCUGCGUGUUACAAUAAUCUUCAUGUUGAAAUCUGCAUUAAAGUGGUAACUUUUUUGCACUGUGUCAUCACUGGCUAAGUAAAUUGAAAAUUUCAUGCUGUCUUUCACCAGGGAACACAAAGUUCAAGUACUCAGUGGCAAAAUCACAGCUUAGUUAUAAACAAAUUGGUUCCCCAACAUUAUCUCAAACAUUUCAAACAACAAAAAUGAACUUUGAAAAUCUGUCAGCACUAGUAACAAGUUUUCAAAAACCCUAAUACUGCAGUCUGCUUGAAAUGUUGGUUUUUCUCCAUCCGUUUGUAUUUUUUCUUUUAUUUACACCUUUUAUAAUGUUCUAAGGAUUCAGACUCAUUGCCUGUUUAUAAAACGUGACCAAAGAAAAGGAACUUAAAAGCAUAGCUAAAGAAAACGAUUCAGCUAGUGCUUAGACCAUUUAUUUAUUACCAUACAUAAGGGGAUCUUCUGGACCCUUCUGGUCCUAGACAAAAUUAUGGUGAUAUUAUUUUUCAGUCAUGAUUUAUAAGUUUUAUACCUGUGGAGGAAAUCCUCUUGCGUUAUCAUUUUAAAUAAAACCUCUAUGAGAGAACUUAAGCAUGGUACCAUUUAUUUCUUUGGUCUUUACCAAAAGGUCAUUUGAAUUUAAGGUGAAGUUUUACUUAAGGCCCAUUAAUUCUGCUUUUAUUAGGAGUAAAAGGUUGAAGGUGCCUUUUGGUAACAGUGUACAAUCAUGUACAGUGUGUAUGAGUGUCAGUUUUACGUGCAAUGCAAUGACAACAUGCUCUUGCCAAAUAAUUUUCUUUUAAAGGUCAAUGUGGCGGUAAAGUGUCUGAGAGCAUGGAAUGACAAGGCAUUUAUACAGAUGCAGAUGGAUUUUAUCAAAGAAGCUAAUGCAAUGAGUUUGCUGGAUCAUCCACAUAUAAUCAAACUCUAUGGUAUAGUGUUGUCAACUCCAAUGAUGCUGGUAAGUUUAUAAACUGUAAAUCAGAAAGAUCUGUUUCAGCCCUAGAAAUGGGGCUGUUUCGGUGAUUAAAAUAGGGUCCUAUUUGUGAGUCUAAUUUGGCUUCCUAAAUCAGGGCCAAUACAGCCCAAUUAGCCCUGAUUUGGACCCAAGGGCUAAAAUGGGCCCCAAGGUGGGCUGGAAUAGCCUUUUGAUUGGGCUGUUUUGGCUUAAAUUGUGCUCAAAUGGCUCAAGAAGGGGCUUAUUUUUAACCUGCAGGGCUGAAUUGGCACUUUUGGGCUGAAACAGAUCAUUUUAAUUUUCAGUGUACAUUAUGCUAAGUCUUGCCCUGGAUGUUCAAAAGAUGGAUCAGAGUCUGGUCUGGAAGGGUUUUUUUCUGGGAUUUGGGAUAUUGACCAACAUACAGUGCUGGUUUUCUGGAAAACGCAAGGUGUCUUAAGGGGAGAUGGGAUUUUACAGCUGCCCAGGAAACAGGAUUUUCCAAAAUUUAAGCAUAAGAUUCGGUUUGUUUUGUUUUGUUUUUUGCGUCUACAUGUAUGUUAGGAAUUUGGGAAAUCAUUUGUUUAAGUGGCAAAUGUGAAUCAACCAGGCAUGCGCUAAGUGUUGUCUCCUUUCAAACCAAACUAUAAAGUGCGCUUUGUUACCGGUAGUUCAUUUUAUUUUAUUGCUUUUGGAAACAAAAGAGGAAUUCUGGAAAGCGAUGAAAAAAUAGCAAGAUGCGGGAUUUUCAUAAAAAAGGAGCAGGAAUGUGAGGUCAGGACUUCCCCUCCAGACCUUGUUGGAUAUUGCGCAGACAUGAGAAUUUUUGCCAGCAGAAAAAAUGCUGUUUCCUCUCUAAGAUCUAUGACUCCCUGCAGGAACUCUUUAAAGUAACAGACACAUUAUUUUUGACAUUAUUUAAAUUAAGCCCUGCAUUGUAGUAAAAUGGUCAUCAACCUUUCUUUUAAAGGUCACAGAACUAGCUCCUCUUGGCUGUCUGCUUGCCAGACUUAGAAAUGAGCCUCAAAGCUUCACAAUUAGCGGACUGAGUGAUUUUGUGGUUCAGAUCGCAUCUGGAAUGGCUUAUCUGGAGUCCCAGAGAUUUGUUCAUCGGGAUCUUGCAGCUCGAAAUGUUUUGCUAGAAUCUUAUGAGAAAGUCAAGAUUGGUGACUUUGGUAUGAUGCGUGUUCUUUCAGAAGAGGAUGAUCACUAUACUAUGCACCCCAGUGGCAAAAUUCCAUUUGCUUGGUAGGUUUUUUAACAGUUAACUUUCUCUGUGGCUUCAAGACUGCUUACAGUGCAACUGCUGUAAUCAUGGUCAACUAGACAAAGUUCACCGAUAGCAUCACAGGAAAAUAACAAUGUUCUGAAAAAAAGUUGGUUGUCAAUCAUAAUUACUGAGAAACAAAAUAAACAACAUGGAUCAAAAUUAACUAAUUACAACCAAAUCCUCUUGCCCGUUUUUCUUUAAAUACAGUGUAACACAGUGGUUUUGUUACCUCAGCAUCCUGCGCCCCUGAUGCAUAAAAAUCCCCACAGAUACCAUGCAUGCCAUGAAUAAUUUAUUCAUGGAGGAUGCGAUCAAUAAUUGGUCUGAAGAUGUUUUUUUAGAAUAUCCUGUUCUUGUGAUUUCUGUGGCCAUCAUUAUGGCUGUUGUUUAAAAGAAGAAGAAUUGUUUCGCUGCACGUGCAGAUUCCUGUAUUAAACUCUCAAAAAUGAAUAAUGAGAGACAUUGCAAUUUACGUACGAAUUUAGCGCUUUACGUGAUAAAAAUUUCAGUUUCUUUGACGAAGCGAUGAAACAUCUUUUCCUUUGGUGAUUUUAGUUAUUUUAUUUGGUGGCACAAAAUGUAUAAAGUCUGGCUCAUGAUUUCUGCCAUUUCCGCGAAGAGUUUUCAAAGCUUUACAUAGAGUUCACCUAUGCGUACACAUUGAAUUGGCACUUUGUUGGCGAAAAAGCGUUGCAAUGUGCUUGGAGUGAAUAAAUCUUUUAUCUUUAGCUGCGUACAUGCUAUGGAUAAUGACACAAUACCCAUGCACAAAGUCAAGUAAUGCUUUGAUGUAACCAAACUGUGACUUUAUUAUCUUUUUUGCUAUCCAUCAUACAGUGUAAACAAUAAUAAACAAUAACAAUAAUCCAUGGAAUCUAUUGGAAUCCUUCUUUCUCAAACUGUCCAUCUUUUAACCUUAAUCCCUUCCCACUUCAUUAAAGAAUGCCAAAGCAUUCUCCUUUUCUGUCUAAAAACUGCAAAAUAAAUUUAUUUUUCUACUGAAGGGCUGUCUGCAUUUCGUAUUCUUGGUUGCUAUCCUUAAAAAAUUAGAAUUUCUAAGUUGUUGCUUCUACAGUUAUUUUGGCACGUCUCACCACUUGAUUGAUGAGUUGUAUAAGUUCUGUAGCACUAUAGGACCUGCCAACCCUCAUGAUUUCUCUGUUAGUGAGACUUUUUUAUCAGUCUUGUUUCACAGUCUAGUUGUGACUCCAAAGGAACAUUCUUUUUUAAUAAUUAAUACAUCAACUUUUGUAAAGAAAUGCUGAAGUUUUUACUGGCCAUAGGCACCUAAUGGCCUUGCCAAAACUCCAGAAUUUAUCCAGUAAAGUUGUUGGUACUGUAUCACUUUUUAUGAAGGGUCCAGACCCAGUUUUUCUGUAGCAAAGAUGCCCCUGAAAUCUUGGGUGUUGGGUACCCACUCUGUGUCCUCCGUCCAAUUUUCAUUGAAGUUAAAAAAAAAUAAAAAAGAAAGGAAAGGAAUCCAAAACACAAUGGAUUAAAAUGAUGAAAUUAAAGAAACAUUUUCCAUGUUCCCAAGCCUUCAUAUGAUUGUGCCUUUGAUUGCGAUCUCAGCCUUUUUGAAAUUAUUUGUUGUCUGGCUGGCAGGCUAAAGAAAGUUCUGUCUCUGUUUAGCUAUACCCAAGCAGGAAAGAUUGCGAGCUUUGUGCAAAAACAUAUGUUCACUUUUGCCUCCAAUAACUGACCAAGCUUGUUUGAGCAAGGUGGCUGGAUAUUGGCCUCAUUCUUUUUUUGGCAUCUUUAUGGACCUUUACAUGCACAUAAAAAUGCUCAAAAAGAACCAGACCAAUAUCCCAUGCCAUCUUACAUGUAACCUUUCACUUGGUCAAAGCAUCUGUAUGGUGGGUUAUACAUUUAUUAUUAAUAUCUAUUUUUUUUACUAGUUAUAGCUAUCGCUAAGUGCCAAUGAGCAAAGAUUCAGUUACCUAUACAUGCGCUCUGUUUAAUUUGUCUAGAAAAGUCAUGGAUUUAUACUGUGACAAUAAAAAAUUCCAACAGGCAAAUGCGAUAGCUAUAAGCAUAUGUUGCAAAUGAAUCCAGCCAAUGAUUGGUUGAGGACAGGGUGAGCACGGGACUCACAAACAUGCACAUGGCUUGUGUAUUCGUUGUUCUGUGUCAUGUGUUCACUCAAACACAAUACAUUCUCUGUUCUGCAUUAUGUCAUAAAAGUUACCUUACACUACCUUAUGUUUAUACAUCGCUUCAAGAUCCAUUCUUUCUUGGAACUUUCAUGCACAGCCUUGUGAGGCUGCCCACUGACAACAAUAUUAUAUUUAAACUCAUCAACAAUAGAUGAGCUUGGGGAAGGUGCCUGGAAAGAUGGUGGGGCCUCGAGCACCGGAGCCGAGCGCGUAGGGUAACCAUGACAACCCUGUGAGCGGCAACCACCAGGCACCGUCACACUGACAGAAGACAGUGGAACCAUGAUACUUACCACAUACUUACCGGAAAAGGGGGAGGGGAGGGCGGGGAGUAAAGCCGCCAAGCACCGUCGAAAAGGCAGAAGUGCACGUGCAAAUGAGUUGACCUCAAAACCCGAGCUGUAAAACCACGCGACCCCCUGCAGAUCCCCCACCACUGCGCAUGACCGAGACAAAGGAAACCCCAGACCAGCAUUGUUUCGCGUUUAACUUAGCUUAAAUUACAUUUAACCACAUUCUUUAAUGGCUGUAUUCCGCAGUAGGAAAUAAAUUGACUUAACUCCGGAAAUCAAUAAUUAUUGUUUUAGCAUUUAUUACAUGUACAUUGAAAUAUCUAGAAAUCUGUUUGAAAUAAAAUAUUCUGAUAUUUGUAAUAUUUAAUUGGUGCAAAAAUCAUGGUAAAAAAGAUUUGUAACAGAAUUUUUGUGUAUCCUUAUUCUGGAAUAUUUUACAAUCAUUUGAACUUACCCUUCAUUUACAGGAGAAAAGAAAAUAAUGUUUAUAAAAUUUAAAAUAAAUAUACCUACAACAUUUUUUUUUCUAUCGCGAUGUGUUCUAUAUUUUGUAGAAAACAAAGAAGACAGAAUCCCGUGGUGACUCCACAGCAGAGCGGAUGAGUUGUUAUGGUGUGUCUGGUGAUGCCUUAACUUGUCUCAUUAGUGAGCAGUCUCUCACACUUUUUGAGAUGCUUGGAAAUGGGGCUUUUGGUUAUGUAAGACGAGGGAAAUGGGUGAAAAGCUCUCUCAAGAAGGUACUUCAUUUUCUUGAAAAUUAAAUAAUAACUUUCUUUAAGGGGUUUGUCUGUUGCAUCUUCAUGUUACAACAAUCUUCAUGUUAUAACCUGCAUUAAAGGGGCAAUUUUUUUACACUGUGUCAUCACUGGCUAGGUAAAUGAAGAUUUCAUGCUGUCUUUCAUAAGGGAUCACAAAAUUCAAGUACUGUUGUAAAAUAACAGCUUAUUAGUUAUAAGCAAAUUGGUCUCCCCAACAUUAUCUCAAACAUUUCAAACAACAAAAAUGAACUUUGAAAAGCUGUUAGAUAACAAGUUUUCAAAAACCCGAAAUUGCAAUCCGGUUGAAAUCUUGGAUUUUCUCCAUCCAUACACGUUUGUAUUUUCUCUUUUAUUUAUACCUUUUGUAAUGCUUUAAGGAUUAAGACCCAUUGCCUGUUUAAAAGCGGACCAAAAAAAGGAACUUAAGAUAAACACUGUAGCUAAAGAAAAUGAUUCAGCUAGUGCUUAGCUACCAUUAUAACAAUACAUGCAGUGAUCUUCUGGACCCUUCCAGUCCUAGACAAAAUUAUGGUGAUAUUAUUUUUCAGUCAUGAUCUAUAAGUUUUGUACCUGUGGAGGAAAUCCUCUUGCAUUAUCAUUUUAAAUAAAACCUCUAUGAGAGAACUUAAGCAUGGUGCUAUUUAUUUCUUUGGUCUUUACCAAAAAGUCAUUUGAAUUUAAGGUGAAUUUUUACUUAAGGCUCAUUAAUUCUGCUUUUAUUAGGAGUAAAAGGUUGAAGGUGCCUUUUGGUAACAGUGUACAAUCAUGUGCAGUGUGUAUGAGUGUCAGUUUUACGUGCAAUGCAAUGACAACAUGUUCUUGCCAAAUAAUUUUCUUUUAAAGGUCAAUGUGGCGGUAAAGUGUUUGAGAGCAUGGAAUGACAAGGCAUUUAUACAGAUGCAGAUGGAUUUUAUCAAAGAAGCUAAUGCAAUGAGUUUGCUGGAUCAUCCACAUAUAAUCAAACUCUAUGGUAUAGUUUUGUCAACCCCAAUGAUGCUGGUAAGUUUAUACACAGAACACUGUAAAUCAAAAAGAUCUGUUUCAGCCCUAAAAAUGGGGCUGUUUCGGUGAGUAAAACACAGUCCUAUGAGAGUCUAAUUUGGCUUCCCAAAUCAGGGCCAAUAUAGUCCAAUUACUUAGGGAUGAUUUGAACCCAAGGGCUGAAAUAAGCCCCAAGGUGGGCUGGAAUAGCCUUUUGAUUGAGCUGUUUUGGCUUAAAUUGUGCUCAAAUGGCUCCAGAAGGGGCUUAUUUUUAACCUGAAGGGCUGAAUUGGCACUUUAAGGCUGAAACAGAUCUUUUUAAUUUUCAGUGUACAUUGUGCUAAGUUUUUUCCUGGACGUUCAAAAGAUGGAUCAUAGUCUGGUCUGGGAGGUUUUUUUCUGGGAUUUGGGAUUUGACCAACAUGCAGUGCAGGCUUCUGGAAAACGCAAGGUGUCUUAAGGGGAGAUGGGAUUUUACAGCUACCCAGGAAAUGGGAUUUGCCAAAAUUUAAGCAUGGGAUUCGUUUUGUUUUGUUUUGUUUUGUGUUUUUUUUUGUUGCUUCUACAUGUAUGUUGGGAAUUUGGGAAAUCAUUUGUUUAAGUGGCAAAUGUGAAUCAACCAGGCGUGUGCUAAGUGUUGUCUCCUUUCAAACCAAACUAUAGGGUGCGCUUUGUUAGUUCGUUUUAUUUUAUUUGUUUUCAGAAACAAAAGAGGAAUUUGGGAAAGGGAUGAAAAAAUAGCUAGAUGCGGGCUUUUGAUAAAAAAGGAGCAGAAAUGUGAUAUCAGGACUCCGCCUCCAGACCUUUUUGGAUAUUGCUUAGACAUGAGAAUUUUUGUCAGCAGAAAAAACUCUGUUUCCCCUCUGAGAUCUAUGACUCCCUGCAGGAACUCUUUGAAGUAACAGAAACAUUAUUUUUGACAUAUUUAAAUUAAGCCCUGCAUUGUAGUAAAAUGGUCAUCAACCUUUCUUUUAAAGGUCACAGAACUAGCUCCUCUUGGCUGUCUGCUUGCCAGACUUAGAAAUGAGCCUCAAAGCUUCACAAUUAGUGGACUGAGUGAUUUUGUGGUUCAGAUCGCAUCAGGAAUGGCUUACCUGGAGUCUCAGAGAUUUGUUCAUCGAGAUCUUGCAGCUCGAAAUGUUUUGCUAGAGUCUUAUGAGAAAGUCAAGAUUGGUGACUUUGGUAUGAUGCGUGUUCUUUCAGAAGAGGAUGAUCACUAUACUAUGCACCCCAGUGGCAAAAUUCCAUUUGCUUGGUAGGUUUUUAACAGUUAACUUUCUCUGUGGCUUCAAGACUACUUACAGUGCAACUGCUGUAAUCAUGGUCAACUAGACAAAGUUCACCGAUGGAAUCACAGGAAAAUAACAAUGUUCCGAAAAAAAGUUGGUUGUCAAUCAUAAUUACUAAGAAACAAAAUAAACAACAUGGAUCAAAAUUAACUAAUUACAACCAAAUCCUCUUGCUCGUUUUUCUUUAAAUACAGUGUAACACAGUGGUUUUGUUACCUCAGCAUCCUGCGUCCCUGAUGUAUAAAAAAAUCCCCACAGAUACCACGCAUGCCAUGAAUAAUUUAUUCAUGGAGGAUGCGAUCAAUAAUUGGUCUGAAGAUGUUUUUUUAGAAUAUCCUGUUCUUGUGAUUUCUGUGGCCAUCAUUAUGGCUGUUGUUUAAAAGAAGAAGAAGGACUAUAUUUUAAAUUAAUAUUUCAGUAAACUGUAAUAAGAGGUUUGGAGUCUGUCUUUAAAAUAACUGUCUGGUUUUAUAAGAAUUAAUGCCCUUUCAUUUUGUGACUCGUCUUUUUCAACUGGGACUCAGUGAUUCAGGACUGGGACUCAUGAUUUUUCACAAGAAGUGUCUCAUGAUUCACCAUACUAUUUGUAACAAAAUCACUGGUAACACUUCAUUUCUUAGAGACAUGUGUGGCCAAGUGGUUGAUGCCUCAAACUCCAGAUGUGGAGGUCUGGGGUAAAACCUAGCCUGUCGCGUUGUUUCCCUAGACAAGGAACUUUACUCCACUUUGUCUCUCCUCACCCAGUUGUAUAAAUGGGUACCGCUGACGUAUUUCUUCGAGGAGGGUGGUGGGGGGGGGGAGGGGGGGUGGAGUAACCCUGUGAUGGACUAGCAUCCCAUUCUGGGGGGACUAGCAAUACGUAUAUACUUCAUGCUAAGGAAACCAGGAUGAGCUCCGACCAUUUUAGCCUUAGGUUCAUGUGUGCCUUUAACUUUAUUAAGAUUUUAUUAUUUUUUAAUUUCUUUUUUAAAUUUUGUCACCCUAACAGCAACAAACUUGUUGACAAAUUCCUGUGAUGUUUUUCUUUUAAAUGAAACCCUAUUACAGAAGUUUUGCAUAGCAUUAUCUAUUUCUUUUGAUUUUACAAUUAACAAAAUUGAAUUUUUGUGAAUCUUUAUUUUUCAUCAGCCUGUACUGUAACUAAAUGUAUAACAAGUGAAUUGGUUUGAGUAAUUCUUGCAACCACAUGAUUAUCUUCAGUAAGGAUAUUUUUAGUCAAGUAUUGUACAGUGGAACCCCGUUAAUGCGACCACCGUUGGGCCAUGAAAUCCUGGUCGUAAUAAUGAGGUGGUUACAUUAACAGGGUCUACAAAAUAGUAAAAUGACUCAAUGGUUUUUAAGUUUGGUUUGAAAGAAUAUGGCCGUAAUAACAAGGUGGUCUUAUAAACGGGGUGGUCAUAAGGCGGGGUCCCACUCUACAACUUUCUACAAGCCAGUGUAGGUCAAUUAAGUCUUCCUACUUUCAGGUGUCCACAGGAAGUUCUCAAGUUCCGUAAGUUCUCUCAUGCUUCUGAUGUGUGGGCAUUUGGGAUCACUGUGCUGGAGUUGUUUUCAUAUGGAAUGGAGCCAUGGCCAGGGCUAAAUGGAGCUGAGGUGAGCAGAGGAUCAAAGCAAGCUAAGGUCUUCUCUCUAUGCAAGUUCACAGUAUUAACGGGGGCUAUUAAAGGAGUUAUUUUACACUAUUUGCUAUCUUUUUAAAAAAGCUAAACUUUUUCUUAUGUCAAUUGAAUUUCCAAAAAAAUUGGUCCAGUUUUUUUAUUUAGGACAUUUUAUCUAUUAAAGCAGUGAUUUUUUUCCUCUGUGUCCUGCAUCCCUGACACAAAAAGAAUCCCUAAAGAUGUAAAAUAAUCCAUGGCAUGCAUCCCGUAGGACACAAAGAUUGAUCAAUCAAUCUGAACAUGUGUUUUUGUCAAAAUGUCCUGUUCGUGUAAUUUCUGUGGCAGUCAUUGUGGUUGUUGUUCAACGAAGCCUAUAUCUUUUAGCCUUUUUUGUGCUUUAAAAUAGAAGGACUAUAUUUUAACUUCAGUGUACUGUGUAGUAGCCCUGAAUCAGCAACAUAAGACAGAUGAAAUUGUGACAAAGAACCUUAGUUGGGUUGAAACUGUGACAAUGUAGGCAACAAUCCCAAUUAUACUGACAGAGAAGCUUACCCCCCCCCCCCCAAUAGAUGAAAUGACAGGUUUUGAAAUCCAGACUAGAAACAAGCAUACCCUUCAGGUAACCCCUCCCCCCUGCCAAAAGAGGGUGUCAUUGUAAUAUGUUUGUCAAUAGACCAAUUUUGAUUUAUUAAUUAAAUUCAUACUUGGCUGCGAGGCCUGGGGGAAUAAAACAAAAGAAAUGUAUUAUUCAUUGCUGAGCCUCAAGAUGAUUUCCUUUGUUUUAUUCCCCCAAGCCUCGCAGCCAAGUAGCAUUAAUUGGUGUAUUGGCAUCCUCAAAGUCUUGAUUUAAUAAUAAUGGAACAAUUAUUUUUCUUAUAAUGCCUUUCAUUGGUUGAUCUUAUCUCUGUUACAAUGUCUCUAUAGGUUCUAGAUAAAGUGGAUCUGCCAUUAUGUGAGCGACCUAAAAAACCUGAUCACUGCCCACCAGAAAUCUACAACAUCCUUAUAACGUGUUGUUGGUCACAUGAACCGCACCAGAGGGCAAGGUUUGCAGUACUGAAGAAAUUAAUGGAUGAGGUAUGCAUCAAUAUGAAAUUAUUUUUUUACAUGUCAUCAAGCAUUGUACAAUAAUACAAGUGUAUGAAAAAAAAAAUUAACAUAGAUAACGAUAAUCAUUAUCCUAAACGUAACCUUAAUCAUAAUCAUAAUCAGAGGCAUAAUGAUCAUAAUCAUAAAAUUUGACAUUAAUUUUAUUAAUUUUGUUUGAGUUAUUGUGCAGGGUUAAGAUAUGUGCAUCAUUGCAGGGAGCUCUGUAAAAUCAGUCAAUAUUUCUUUUUAUUUUUAUUUUUUCCAGGCUCACCCUCUGAAUGGUGCCGCUGUUUAUCCCUAUGAGAGCAAAAGCCCAUCAAAUCUGAGUUUUCAAGCAGGAGAUAUCAUCACGUUGCUUGAUGCGAGGUAGGUACAGAACUAACAAAUUUUUCAAUGAAUUCUUUUCGGCUUCUGCUUUUGUAGUUGGAUUGUAAACCAGUAGGCAAUGAUGAGCAUAUAUUGUAUUCAAAGGUAUGCAGAUCAUUUGCAAAGUAACGUCAAGUAACAGUGUUUGUUAUUUCUUACCAAAUUUUUAGUCCAGAAUCUUCAUGGUGGCGGGGCCAAAACAUGAGAACAAAGCAAGUAGGAAUGUUUCCCUCAGAACUUGUGGAGAAUGGAUUAAGGCGAGGUAGCCAUUCAUUUUUUUUCUUUUCUUUCUCAACAAUCGUGCUUUAACCUGAAGCCUGCUUAACAUACCCUUCGAGAAAAACGCGCACUUACAUGUAGGAUACAUGUAGGUUAAUCGUAUCUGUUGACACCCCUGUCAUUUGCUUUUACAGCAGUUUCACCACCUAUAAGGCAUGUGAUUUCUCCAAAACAAAGGUAAAUAUCAAUUUUUUAUUUUGACUGACUGUCAGACUAACUUGACUAACUGAGUGCCUGGUUGGUUGGUCGGCUAACUGACUGACUGACUGACUAUCUGACUAAGCAAUGGUCUGUACGAUGGACUGACUUAUUGGCUGUCUGGCUGAGGAGUGACGAAACAGAAUGGCUGACUAACUAGCCAGUUGACACACAGACUGACUGGCCGAACAACAGGCUGCCUACUGGCUGAUUUGCUGUUCGUUUUCCUGAUUGUUAGAAGAAACUGCAUAUAAAACAGCAGUAUGUUACAUGUACAUGUUUUACUGCUUGUUUUCCCUGUCGACUUUUUUACUAGUAGUCAUAUACGUCUUUGUUUCACUUUGUUUGUUUGUUGGUUUUUUUUUUCCCGUUAGAACUACAUCAAAAAAGACCUCCAAAAACUGUGACCAGCAGCUUCCAAACUGCAGUAAGUACAUUACAACAUGUAGUGCUUUCUUUGUGUACUCAGUGUAGCUCGAAUAAGUUGAAUUUGAUAAUCCUAGAAGUAUUCAUAAACUUCAUUAGACAAUACACUAAAAAAAUUGUUUGACUAAUGCGAGGUUCAUCUAGCCCCUGCCAGUAACACUGAGUGUGACAAAGUCGAGGUACAGGAUAAUUCAUAACUACAAAACAAUUCUCGCAAUGCCAUCACCUCUUCUUCCGCCCCAUAUAAAUAAAGACUAUCUGGCAGCUUUUCAGGUUUACUAUGCCGAAACGUUUGGUUUUUGGAGACAAGAAAAUCUUUUCCCCAAAAUUAAGUAUUAAGCACCAUUUUUUCACCGGCUUAUAGCUUUUUAGCUUGUGUCGCAGAGGUAAUUUAACCUACGUCUGCGAAGAAGUGCCGAGAUCCUUGUUCUGUAUUCAACGAAUUGCAUUUACCGGAAGUGCGUUUCAAUUUACUUUGAACCUGAUUGUCAGAUUGACAGUAGAUUUUUUAACAGGCCAAUGAUGGCGCAGGUGGAGUUGGAGGCCAGGAACAAGGAUUUUAGCGCUGUUUCACAAAGGGACUUGACCAGAGUUAAGUUUCGUCUCUGGCGCGGGCUAAUAGCCUUUGGUCUCCCAAAACAAUCUUGGCAGGCUUUUUCUGUGCAGUUGCUGAUUCUAAGCUGUCUUUAAUUUUUCAGGGUGUGGGAAGCCUCACAUUUAUGAGACACCUAUCCUCUUGGAUUCACAAGACUUGUCUACGGUCAGCAGCAGUGGAAGCACAUUUCGCUCUGUUGAGAGUGACUUAACUUCAUCUACUGAGGUUGACAGUGGCUACUCUUCCGGUGUAGACGUCCGAAGGCUCAAUCUUUCUAGCGGAGAAUACAGUUUGGAGCAACAAGAACCAUUUUUUAGUGCAGUGUAUGAAAACACAGUUAUCGGUAAACAGAACACCAAGUUAAAAGGCGAUUCUUACGAGCUUAUGUCCCCUGCAUGUAAUCUUGGGGCCGUUUCUAACCCAAUUCCCAUUCCGAAACAAGGAGCUGGAGAACCACGAUACGUCAGGAAUCAUCAUAUUGGGCAAGUCACACCUUCGUUGUCAGCGGAUAGAUAUCCUUUGGAUUUCAACAACAUCUACAACCAGAAUUUGUGUAGCAUUCAAAAUGAAUCUCCUCCCGCGCUUCCAUCGAAAAUGUCAUCUUCGUUGCCAAGUCGUACGGUAGAGCAGAUGAACCUGAAACAACCAAGGAUUUCUAGAACAGCCUCUCCGCCUGGAAGCAAAAAAGUCCCACGUGAGACUGGUGCAGGAAAAACUGUUGCCCGGGUGAUGAACGACUCCCUAAAGGAGGUUAAAACCAAAAAAUCAUUUGAUGGUUCAUUGAUCAAGCCUGAGGAGGAUGAUAUAUAUGUUGAGUUGUCAAGGCCAGUUGGUGGAAUUCCAGCAACUCUGCCAGUUACUGCAACUGGCAGCACUUCCUCAAGGGAGCCGCUGAAGGCAGUCAAUAGAAAUUCAUACGAAAACAAUUUUAUUCCAGUUAAGUGUGAUCCUCACAAAGAGAGGAGUGUCUCUGACCACGAGUGUGAACGAAUCAGAUGCAAUUCAGAAUUUCAGUCGGCAGAGGACAGGACAGAUAAAAAUGGUCGCUGCAACAGCUGGCCUACCCAGCAGGUCUAUGACAACCACAAAUUAAGGGAUGGUAGGGAAUCGACUACGUGCAGCAGUUACUAUGACAAUCAUAAGAUAAACAACGAGGAAACCAAAGAUGCGUCGUCUUACUUGUCCUAUGAUAACUGGAAGAUUACAAACACUCGUUUUAGUGAACAACAGACGUCCAACUCCUUCUAUGAGAAUGUUGAAAAACCUGUUGAUCAUUCUUUGAUGAACGGUGAGGAUGCUGACCACGACAAGACCACUUCUGAGAGAUCUGCAAAUGGCUCCUUAAACAGGGAUAGAUCCGAGGACCAUAUUUAUGAAAACUCCCUUCCUAGUCCAGGGCCCUUAAGCUAUGAGAACUUUGCUCCAAGGUUUAACGCAGAGAGUGACAAGAGUGGUAUAAAAGAAGUUUGGUAUGAAAAUUGCGAGGUCUUAGACAAGAGGAAAGAAAAAUCAUGCAAGAUAUUGAGCGAAGGUUUGUCAGGAAAUACACAUGAUAUUGGCAGCAGAGUCAGUGAAGAAUUAUCCAGCUCAUUACCGGCAAAUUGUUGCUGUGUAGAUGUUGUUGCAGGGGAACACCCUCAGAGCCCAAUAAAUUUGAUAGUAGAGAAUCGUAACCUAAGCCCGCUUACAAGAUCAAGGAGUGUCGAUUCUAUAAGGCAGUGCAAUUGUCUCGUUGAUGUAUACCAGAGGGAUGCCGAUGACUCCCAGGAAUUCCUGGAUCACCCGGUUCCCCCUCCCAGAUGGAAAAAAAUUGAACGUUUAAAUCAGACUCGAUCUAUGGACGUCUGCACAAAAGGGACUUGGUCAGUAACCGUGGAUCCUAACAUUGCAAGUGUACUGAGGAGGAGGUGGAAUGGGUCCGUCAACAAGGGAUCGUCUGCGGAGUCACUUCGGGUUUCUCAAGAUCCUCGAAUUGAAACUUCCAAAGAAGCGGAGAAACCAAGUUUGCCUUCACGUUCUAAAGCUACCAAUUUGGCUGCCUCUGAAAUUGCCGCCCAUUCUAAGAACACGUAUGAAAACGUGAUAUUACCAGGAAAGAUGUUUAGUAAAAAAGCUCCCUUGAGUUGCCCACCUAAACUUCCUCCAAAAAAGCAGCGAUCAGUCGAAAGCAAUUCCUGGAAGAUGGCCAAUUCGACGAGGAGAGCACAAGCUUACGAAAAUGUUGGAGUUUUGAAUGGUCACCCUUUGGAAGGUAAUGGAGUCGAUGAAGGUGACAAGGAAGACAGCACUCCUCCUCCACUUCCUAGGAAGAUGUCACAGAAAGGACCACCUCCGAUACCAUUUGGGGUUGAUUUGGAACAGGCCUGUUAA
Messenger RNA from Porites evermanni, 18409 nucleotides. The record is from the annotation of a GenBank genome assembly. NCBI's taxonomy places the organism in Eukaryota, Metazoa, Cnidaria, Anthozoa, Scleractinia, Poritidae.